AUGCUUUCACCCAGUAAAAGAAUUUUACUACAGAAAAGCGGUGAGCCACUGGAUGGAUGUUUAACUUUCGAAGAAUUUGCGGACGUACUGAAGUCGAUGGCCGAGGCUAACUUAACUGAAAUGGAAUCUGCUGCUGCAACACCGACUGAGCCGGUUACCUAUUUGAACUACGAAGUACACGAAUCAUUGGGCUUUGACUGCGCUGUGAUCGUUCGUACAGAAACGACAAAAUUUGAAAGCCUUCUAAUUCGUAUGAUCGAGCAGGGACCGGGGUAUUUUAAUCUUGAAGGAUAUGAAUUAUACGAGCUUUUUACAGAGGUGAGCGAAAUUUUUCGUGUGGAGAAGUCCCUACUCGAAAUUCCAGCUGAUGUUGUUGUUGUUGGGGAAAUUCGUGGUAGGUAUUCGGACUUAUUGCGAUGGUUUCAGUUAUACGGUUAUCCGCCAAGGCGCCGUUAUUUGUUUCUUGGUGGUAUCAUUGAUCAAGAGUGUGCCGAAUCCAUUGAAACAAUCGCUUUUCUAGCAGCUUUCAAAAUAACAGCGCCGCAUCACAUCUAUAUAAUUCGUGGUGCUACAGAAUUUUUUCCAUUCCAUGUUCGAAAUCGUUUUCCCCGCAAGCUCUGUACUAUUUUAUCAUCGUUCAUCAUGCGGAUAUGUUCAGAACUGCCGACUGCGGCUACCAUUGGCAAUAAAAUUUUGGCU
Gongylonema pulchrum is the source of this 699-nucleotide messenger RNA. The record is from the annotation of a GenBank genome assembly. Lineage: Eukaryota; Metazoa; Nematoda; Chromadorea; Rhabditida; Gongylonematidae.